Molecule: messenger RNA, 2016 nt
Organism: Aspergillus saccharolyticus JOP 1030-1
Lineage: Eukaryota; Fungi; Ascomycota; Eurotiomycetes; Eurotiales; Aspergillaceae
Exons: 1
Coding region: 7-1857 (616 amino acids)
Source: RefSeq, a predicted model, not a curated record
CUGAGGAUGCUUCCUCCUCGCAUUCCCAUUUCACGAAUACCGGGACUCAAUCGCUCACUGCGAUUGCCCCGUUGCGCCACUCGACGACCAUACACGCAGACUUCGCGACAGCUCGCCCUAGCCCCGCCGCCCAGUCGCCCUCAGCUCGACUUCCUCUCGCCCACGUCCACCAGCCUCCCUCAGCCCCCUCUAUCGAUUCAUCUCCGCCGACAUUUCGCUCGUCUCUUCUCCACCGAAAGCCGCAAUUACUACCGCCGCAAGUUCUCUGGCAGUCUCAAGCUCGGUCUCUCAUUCACCGCCAUCCUCCUUCUCUUCCAAGUCGUCCAAGUCGGUGUCCGUCAGGCCGAGAUCGAAUACCAAUGGCCCACCCCGGAUGAAUGGUCGUGGAAAAGCCGCUGGUGCCUUCGCUCCGCGCAAGCCCACCAGAACCCAGAGAAGAUCGGCAAGCUCAUGACCGACUGGGCCAUGGUCACCAGCUUCCUGAGGGACCUGCUUCACCGUCUGGAGGACCCCGAACUCGAAGGCAAGGGUAUCGUUGAGCAAGCUGAGGGCGGAUUCUUGGUGGACGGCGUCGGCAAGACAGGGUUCGACAUCACCGCCAAGAGCGAGCCGUGGCGCCGGGGCUACUGGCAGGCGCUGAUGGGCGCCGCCAAAGCGGCCGAGUCGUUGGAAGGAUGGAUGACGGAUCGCAAGGAACGCAUCUCCGCGCCGGCCGAGUACGUCGUCGGACCUUCGAACCCACGGCCGAAGCCUAUGCCCACGAAACAGAAGAAGGUGCUGCACGAAGAGGACUGCGAGCCCGCCUCCCCUCCCCCGCAGGCCUUCUACGUGAAGAUCCUCACGACGCGGGGUUUCACCACGGGCCAGAAGGUCGAAGCGGCGCUCGCAUACGCGGACUGGCUCGCAUAUAAGGGCCUGGACAGCACCGCGGACGAGGUGUACCAGUGGGCGAUGGACAUCGCGGUCUCCGGGGCGACCUCAUCAUCAUCAUCAUCAUCACCAUCAUCACCCCCCCUAAACCCUUCGGAAAUCGUCGACACGAAGACCGGUAUCCUCCGCAACGACGGCCAGCAUUUCCCGUCCGAAAACAUCCUCCGCGUGUCCACGGCGCUGGCCGUCCAUCAAGCCCGCCAGGGCAAUCUCCCCACCGCGCUCGCGAUCUUCACCUCCGUGCUUAAAGCCCGCCGCUCCAUCCCCGCGGGCGUCGGCGAGCCCGCCACCGCAUACACGCCGACCCUGCCCCGCUCCCACGACCCCUUCCGAUCCUUCUUCAACAAACUCCAGACCACCCUCGCCCCCGCCGCCUACCCGCCCCCGCCGCCCACCGGCGACGCCCCGCCCGCCCGCACCCCGUCCGCCGUCUGCGACGAAGCCGCCCUCAUGACCUACAUCGGCGAGAUCAUCUUCGCCUCCUCCUCCAAGGAAACCGGCCUCGCCUGGACCCGCGACGCCGUCGAUAUGGCCGAAGCCACCAUGCUCGAAAUGAGCGCCGCCGGGACUGGUAGCGGUAGUACCCCCGACCCCGUCGCCAACACCCGCUGCGCCGAUUGCCUCCGCGUCGGCCUGGCCAACUGGAAGACCAUGGUCAAGCAGCUCACCGCGCACGCCGAGCAGGAAGAGGACGAGGCCAUUGAGCAAGCCGCCGCCGCCGCCCAUGCAAAAGCGUCCUCGUGGUUGUCGUGGUUUGGUCGCGGCAGCAAGAGCAACGAUAGUCUCGUGCAGCAGAAGAUCCUCGAGCGCAAGCGCUGGGAAGCCGAGGGCUUGAUCCUCGAUGAGCGUCGCGCCAGACUCGACUGGUUGGUGGAGGAUUAUACGCCAUACGAGGGCAUCGCUCCCAAUGCCUCGCUCUUUACCUAGGUUUUUUUGUUUAUCAUAGGUCGCGUUGUGACGUGUUAAUACAUGAGUCUUUGUCUGUUCAGGUGUUGGUAGUUAGGGUAGCUAAAGCGUGGAUUUUUGUGGACCUCGUGGAAAGGGUUUCUGGGUUGCAUGCACGCUGCUUGGGAGUUUGAGGGGUGG